Molecule: messenger RNA, 705 nt
Organism: Drosophila arizonae
Lineage: Eukaryota; Metazoa; Arthropoda; Insecta; Diptera; Drosophilidae
Source: RefSeq, a predicted model, not a curated record
AUGAAAACCCCAAAUGCUCUGUGGGCCAUUGCCCUGAUUGGCCUCAGCUGUCUGCUGACAACAGUCGCAGCUGGUCGCCUCACCCUUCGUCCUUUGACGCCGCAGGAGCUGCGCUCCGCUCUCGUUGAGGCGGGCGUCGAUGAGGGGCAGCUGACCCCCAUUGGCCGCGCCACGCCCUCAGCCAUAGCAGGCCUGGGCGGCUUUGCGCUGGGCGUGGCAAACGGUCUGGGCGGCGCCCUGAUCUUCGAUCUGCUUACCUCGAAUGAGACAGCGGCCUAUGUAUCCAACCUAAUCAACUCGCUGAACUCGACGUCGACCGAUGGCGGCAGCAGCGGCGGCGCUGGUGGAUCGACUCAGGAGGUCUGCUUCCAAAGUCGAAGCUUGAGUGGGAAUCUGCUGCAGGGACGUGCCAACGAUCAGUACGAGGACUUUAAUGAUGAUCGCGAUUUGUAUGACUAUGAAGAUGACGACGAUUAUUCGGGGCUGGGUCGCCAGGCCACCGAGGAUUACUAUUCAGACUAUGCGGACCCUAUCGCUGGCACUCCCGGCAUCACCUGCAUUGUGGUCAAUAAGGGACGAUCCAUAUUUCGGCAUCGACGAAGCGCCGAGCUGGCACCGGAGCAGCAGGACGAGAGCAAACCAGCCGAAGGCACAGAAUCAGAAUCAACGCUAGGGGAAGCGUCCACAGCUAAUCCGAAUGCAUAA